ACAUGCGCCGUGGGCGACGAAGCCUGGGAGUCAGACGCUCCUGGUUCCCUGGCCCCGGAUUUAAAGGGGCCGCGCCUGCUAAAAGGGCCGGGGAUGUCCCGCCGCACCAAGGAGGAAUACCAGCGCUACUACUCCGUGACUGAGCCCCGCAGCCACCCCAAGGGACACACCGAGUACAAAGUCACUGCAAAGUUUGUCUCCAAGGCGAACCCGGAAGAUGUCAAGGAGCUCGUGGUUUGGAAACGCUACAGCGACUUCAAGAAGCUGCAUUCGGACCUGGCUUACACACACCGGAACCUCUUCCGACGCAUGGAGGAAUUCCCUUCCUUCCCGAAGGCCCAAGUCUUUGGCCGCUUCGAACCUGAGGUGAUCGAGGAGCGGCGCAAAGCCGCGGAGGUCAUGCUACGCUUCACGGUGCACAUUCCUGCUCUGAACAACAGUCCUCAGCUUAAGGAAUUCUUUCGGGGUGGGGAAGGACGGAGACCCUCGGAAAGCUACGCUGACCUGCCAUCCCUGCCUCCGCCUUUGCUCCCCGUUCCAUCAGAAGCUGUGGAAGCCGGCGAGGAUGCUCUGGGGUCUGUCUCUGGGCAGGAGUUCCUGGAUAUGAAGCAGGACCAGACUGAAAUGAUGGAGGCAGCGGGCCAGGAGUGGGAUGGUCUACUGCCCGAAUCGGAUGAGAGAGGGGAGCAUCCCUCUUUGCCCGCCAAGUGUGACGACGAAACCUUCGAUGCCCUCUUUGCCUUCGGCGGGGAAGAGGAGAAGGGAGAAGAGGAGCAUGAGGUGGGAUCGCCCACACGCUGCCUCUUGUCGGUCCAGGAGCUGGCACUCUUUGACCCCUUCUCCAAGGAAGACUUGGAUGUUGCCACCCGUUCUCACUGUGAAGAGCUGGCCGGCAUUUCCGUUUCGGAUCACGGACCGGAACCAUCCCUGGAAACGGUUGACUCGGACCCCGGCGGGUAUCUUCGCCUGGCCACCGAACGCAUCCGGAAAGCCUUGGAGAGCGAAGCAGCCCAGGACUACAAGGAGGCUUUCUGUGGCUACCGCAGCGGAGUUGACAUACUCCUCCAGGGAAUGCAAGGGGACCCAAACAUGGCUCGCCGGGAAGCAGUUAAGAAAAAGACGGCCGAGUACCUACAGAGAGCGGAGGAAAUUUUCCAACAGCACCUGAAGCAUCUUCAGUUGUGAGCAGGGGGUCCUCUCCCGCAACCACACUUGUGGGUCUGUGCCAUCUCCAAAUGGAGCAACCCUUCCUCCUUCCUCCAUUUACCCACCCUUCCUUCCUUGUCUCGGCCGGCUGGAUUGCCUUCCCAUCGUCCUCCCCUGUGUCCACACUUUUGCCAGCUAUUUGCUCUUAACCCUUUAAAAUACACAUUUGUAAAUCUCCUUUCCACUG
Sceloporus undulatus (fence lizard) is the source of this 1393-nucleotide messenger RNA. RefSeq names its product sorting nexin 15 (gene SNX15). NCBI's taxonomy places the organism in Eukaryota, Metazoa, Chordata, Lepidosauria, Squamata, Phrynosomatidae. Bases 94 to 1185 code for a protein of 363 amino acids. The record is from RefSeq and is a predicted model, not a curated record. The transcript has 8 exons. Gene Ontology annotation, molecular function: phosphatidylinositol binding.